AAUUUUGGACUGGUAAAUAGUCACACAACCCCCAAAGCAAAUUCAAUUAAUUUACAGUGAAGGUUGAGAAAGAGGAACGCUUUCGACUUCCUUCAUCCCUGCGGUUGCAUCUUCAUCUUCGCCAUCGCCUUCAAAUUCUGGAGAUUUUGUCGGUUUUCAGUUCCCCCUUCUAUUUCUGAGAACCCCAAUUUUCUGCCUGUUGUUUGGUUGCCGAGAAAAUUUACAGCGAUGAGGCCUUUAUUCAUGUGGGAGGAGAAGAACCGGAGAAUUUGCAGUUAUUAACGUUGUUUUAUAGGUUUAACUUAGGCUGGUCGGAUCGGUUUUGUAGCAGGUCUUAGAUUAUAGAACCAAGAAAGGGUAUUGGCCCAUGAAUUUUUGAAAGUACUGAUUCAUUGGGUUGGAACCUUUGUGAGGAAAUGCCUCGAAAAGUUAGUUAUGGAGUUGAUUAUGACGAAGAUUAUGAUGAUUAUGAUGAAUACGACUAUGACUAUGACUAUGAUGUAGAAGAAAAUGUGGAAGCUCCUCAAUCUCACCAGCAAACUACCAAGACUGGUGUAUGGCGAUGCUCUAUUUGUACUUAUGAUAAUGAAGAGGGCAUGUCUGCGUGUGAUAUUUGUGGGGUCGUUCGUAAUCCUUCAGUUAAUAAUCGCACCGAGAAUGAGAAGAGAACAGUUAAUGGCAUAUGCAAAGAUUCUGGAGUAUCCAUUAUGGCCAAGUCUCUUUUUGCAUCAUUGCCACAUCAAACAUCCCAAAAUGCUGUAGACUCUGAACAGCAGAAUGAUGAUUCUGUGAUGAAAGAGGGUUCUAACUUCCACCUGCUUGGCAAUACCCAAGGACAAGUUCAUGAAUUUGUUAAGGCUUUUAGUUCUUGUAGCCUUUCCCGAGUUAAUAUAGUUCCUUUCAAGUUUGACACUCCAUCCCCGGAUGAUGUGGUUUCUAAUGGACUGUAUUCCACCAAAAUAGGUCCAAAAGCUAACUUUCUCGUCUCUCGCUCUUCAAAAAGUUCCUCAACUGUAACUGGGAGAAAAGGGGGAGUUCCCGUACAAUCAAGUGUCAACAGUUCAGAAAGUUCUCAACAAGAUAGCCUGGAAAAAAGUGGUGUUUCAAAGAAUGCAGUAGGGAAUACGAGAUCAACAUCUACAACUUCAGAUAGGUCUUCUGCAUCUAAGGCUAGAGGCCAAUCUGAUAAUAUUGAUGAAAGCAAUAAUCCAGUUAACAUAAAAUCAAGCGAUAAGAACUCAUCUUCGUUGAUGGAAAAAGGAAAAUUUGCUGUGGAUGGUAGCAGUGCUUUGAUGAAUGGUUAUGAGACAAAUAGUGUUACAAGUGAUUUGAACAACAUUUCUUUGACUGUUAAAUCUGGAAAUGAAAUUGAUAUUCGUGCUGCAAGAGCUAACUCAACUGUGAAAUAUAAACCUGAGAAGUGGAUGCUCCCUGAAAAAGCAGAAAAUAUGUUGAUUCAACUAAAUCUUGCAAUUGUUGGCCAUGUUGACUCAGGAAAAUCAACACUCUCAGGUAGAUUGCUGCAUCUUUUGGGACGAAUAUCCCAAAAAGAAAUGCACAAAUAUGAAAAAGAGGCCAAAUUACAGGGAAAGGGGUCCUUUGCUUAUGCUUGGGCAUUGGAUGAGAGUGCGGAAGAAAGGGAAAGGGGAAUAACCAUGACUGUAGCUGUGGCCUAUUUUGACUCGAAAAGAUACAAUGUUGUUAUCCUUGACUCCCCAGGGCACAAAGAUUUUGUUCCAAAUCUGAUCUCUGGAGCAACUCAAGCUGAUGCUGCAAUUCUUGUCAUAGAUGCCUCUAUAGGUUCAUUUGAAGCUGGUAUGGACAGCAAAAAGGGCCAGACAAGGGAGCAUGCACAGCUAAUCAGGAGUUUUGGUGUCGAUCAAAUUAUAAUUGCGGUUAACAAAAUGGAUGCUGUAAGGUACUCAAAGGAUCGAUUUGAUUUUAUCCAGUCGCAGCUGGGGACAUUUCUCCGUACAUGUAAUUUUAAGGAUUCUUCUGUCUCAUGGAUUCCACUGAGUGCUAUGGAAAAUCAAAAUUUGGUUGCAGCUCCUUCUGAUGUUUGUCUAUCAUCCUGGUAUCGGGGUCCAUGUCUUUUGGAUGCAAUUGACUCUCUCCAACCUCCCACUAGAGAUUUCUCAAAGCCUCUAAUUAUGCCCAUAUGUGAUGUUGUGAAACUGUCUUCACAAGGUCAAGUGUCUGCCUGUGGUAAACUGGAGGCUGGAGCUCUUCGAAGUGGAUCAAAGGUUAUAGUUCUGCCUUCCGCAAAUAUAGCAACAGUGCGUUCAUUAGAGAGUGGCUCCCAGGGUUGUGCAAUUGCUAGGGCAGGAGACAACGUGGCUGUGAAUUUGCAAGGGAUUGAUGGAAAUCAUGUGAUGGCAGGGGGUGUGCUAUGUCACCCUGAUUUUCCAGUUGCAGUAACAAAACAUUUGGAGUUGAAGGUGCUUGUCUUGGAUGGUGCAACUCCAAUUUUAAUUGGCUCUCAGUUGGAAUUUCAUGUACACCAUGCAAAGGAGGCUGCAAGGGUGGUAAAGAUUUUAUCAUUACUUGAUUCAAAGACUGGCAAGGUCACAAAGAAGGCACCACGUUGUCUUACUUCUAAGCAGAAUGCAGUUAUUGAGGUGGUUCUGCAUGCCCCAGUUUGUGUGGAAGAGUUCUCAAGAUGCAAAGCUCUUGGAAGGGUUUCUCUAAGAUCACUCGGAAGAACAAUUGCCUUGGGUGUUGUAUCCAGAAUUAUCGAUGAGCAGCAGUAGUUUUGUGAUUUUGCUAGCAUUUGCGUCAAAUUUUCAACAAAUAACACCUCCAUGAUCUUGGUUGGCAACAAUUUCCUUAGCGGCACUUAGUAGUAUUCAUGUAACUUGGAGAAGAUGCUUUCCUAUAAAACAGCAUUGAAAGACCAUCUUUUAGGCUGCUGAUGCAUCAUAGUCACAGAACCCUUGAGCCUUUAAUAUGUACUUUUGGGUACUAGAUACAUAGCAUGUAAAAUUUUCUUCAUUCUUUAUUAUGCAAACUUGUAAAAUUCUUCCAAAUCAAAGUAUUUUCUUUGUGAACCCUAAUCGGUGACUUAUGUGGUCAUUGCGUGAUGUUCCACUUACACCGUAAGAGUUCAACCUCCCAUGUUUCUUAUUUCCCCUCUCCUUUCCUCAAUUCUCUACUACCAAAAAAAAAGGCAUCUUUUUCGC
Molecule: messenger RNA, 3179 nt
Organism: Rubroshorea leprosula
Lineage: Eukaryota; Viridiplantae; Streptophyta; Magnoliopsida; Malvales; Dipterocarpaceae
Source: the annotation of a GenBank genome assembly